AUGAGAACCGCUCCCUUUUUGCCGCUUUUGGUCACUUUGGCCACGGCUUUGGUUGUUCCCAACUUGAAUAACUUCAACAUCGACGCUAUUUUCGGCUUGCCUGCUCAGCCCCAGAUUCCUAUCUCCAACGACAAAUCUCCAGGAAACCUGGGCGUAUCUGCUCCUAUGGUUAAAACCCACGAGCCUGUCCCAAACAGAUACAUUGUAGUGUUGAAGAGUGGCUAUUCCGCAGACGAAUAUGCUGCCCAUGAGGAUUGGGUAACCGCCCAACUCUCGAUGAUGGCAAAAAGAGAAGUGGACAAGAGAGGCUUCCUUGACGAUGUGGAGGACAUGAUUGGCGGUGCCUUGGACUUCUUCUCCAUCCAUGAGCUUGUUGGAUACUCGGGUUUCUUACCUCCUGCACUCUUGCAGUUGGUUAAGGAAAACCCAUUGGUGGAUUUUGUAGAGCAGGACUCGGUGAUGCAUAUCAACGAGUACGACGUCCAGGAAGAGGCCCCAUGGGGGUUGGCACGUGUCUCUCAGAGACAGUUGAAAACUCCUGCUGUGGACUACCUUUACGACAACGAGGGAGGAAAGGGUGUUACCGCCUACAUCAUUGAUACCGGAAUCAAGACUGAGCAUCCCGAUUUCGAGGGUAGAGCCGUCUGGGGUGAUGCCAUUGCUUUCCCUAAACUCAAGGUGGAUGCCCACGGCCACGGUAGUCAUGUUGCAGGUACUAUUGGCUCCAAGACUUACGGAAUUGCCAAGAAGGUCGACUUGGUGGCAAUAGGAGUGAUGAACCUCUUGGGUUCUGGAACCACUUCCGACAUCAUCAAAGGUGUGGAGUUUGCAGUCAAGGAGCACAGGGCCAAUAUUUCUUCCAAGACUAAGGGAUACAAGGGUGCGACUGUCAACAUGCUGAUUGGCGGAGGAAUCUCCGAAGCCUUAGACCUUGCUGUGAACGCAGGUACCAAUGCUGGCUUGCACAUCGCUGUGGCUGCAGGUAACGAAGAUAACGAUGCUUGUGAAGUAUCGCCAGCUAGAGCUAGCGGCCCAAUUACCGUGGGUGCCACAGAUAACGCAGACCAGAAGGCAUCGUUUUCCAACUGGGGUAAAUGUGUGGAUAUCCAGGCUCCCGGAGUGGAUAUCUUGUCGGUAGGAAUCUGGUCCGACACCAUGACCAUGUCUGGUACGUCUAUGGCUGCUCCCCAUAUCACUGGCUUGUUGUCAUACUACUUGUCAUUGCAGCCAGACCUUGGAUCCGAAUUUUCUGGUGAGAAUCUAGUCACUCCUGCUGAGUUGAAGAAGAGACUUAUCAAAUUCGGUACCCCCAAUGUGGUGAAGGGUCUUGAUGCUGCCUCUCCCAAUGUUCUUGCCUUCAAUGGUGCUGGAGGCGACAUCUCCAAGUUCUGGAUCUAA
Molecule: messenger RNA, 1398 nt
Organism: Sungouiella intermedia
Lineage: Eukaryota; Fungi; Ascomycota; Pichiomycetes; Serinales; Metschnikowiaceae
Source: the annotation of a GenBank genome assembly